UUUGUUUAGUUUCCCUUUCAUUAUUAAUGGCUAUAGAUAUGAACUUUCCUCUUUCUAAUUUCACCUUAUUAUCAUCAAUCUUUUUCAUAAUUUUCUUUUGCCUUUUCUUGAAACAUUACAAAAAUGUCCACAAACAUAUAACCAAAAAAAAACUUCCACCAGGAGAAAUGGGACUGCCAUGGCUAGGUGAAACCAUAGAAUUUUACAAAUCACAAAAAAAGAACAAAUUAUUCGAAGAAUUCGUUCAACCUCGAAUCGAAAAAUAUGGAAAAACGUUCAAAACAAGACUUAUGGGUGCACCAACAGUAGUUGUAUGUGGAUCAGAGGCCAAUAUGUUCUUCAUGUCUAAUGAAUUCAAAUUGGUAAUAAGUUCUUGGCCUACUUCUUCAGUUGAACUCAUGGGAAAAAAUUCAAUUAUGGAGAAAAAAGGCGAUAUACAUCGAUUUCUACGUGGUAUUAUUUCAUCAAGUCUUACAUCUACUAGCCUUGAUGCAAUGGUGCCCAAAAUUUGUAACACAAUUCAAUCUCAUUUGUACAUAAAUUGUACUCAUGGACAAGAAGACUGGACGAUUAAGCUUUAUCACCUUACCAAAUCCUUGACGUUCAAGAUUGUAUUUGAGUGUUUUUUAGGGAUCAUGGUGAAACCAGGAUUACUUGAAACGUUUGAAGGAGUCUUGGAAGGGGCUUUUUCACCUCCAUUUAAGUUUCCAGGGUCAAAGUUUUCGAGGGCUAUAAGUGCAAGGAUGAAAAUACAAAAAAUUCUUGUUGAGGUUGUUAGGGAGAAGAAAAAGGAGAUUGAAUUUGGACGGGAUGAAAAUGAACAAGGGAAAUCAGACGAGGCAUUGCUUUCGCGAUUAGUGAAAGCAAUGAUUCGUGGUGAAGUUAGUGAAGAUGAAGUUGUUGAUAAUGUUGUUUUGUUGGUGUUUGCUGCACAUGAUACAACUUCUUUUGCUAUUGCUAUGACAUUUAGGAUGUUGGCUCAUCAUCCUACUUGCUAUUCUCUUCUCCUUCAAGAACAUGCUAAUAUAAUGAGCAACAAAGGACCAGAUGAGAUACUAUCAUUAGAAGACACAAAAAAGAUGAGAUAUACAUGGCAAGUUGCUAGGGAAAGCAUGAGGCUUUUUCCUCCUAUAUUUGGUUCAUUCAGAAAAGCAAUUGCUGACAUUGAAUUUGAUGGAUUUACUAUUCCAAAAGGUUGGAAGGUACUGUGGACAACAUAUAGUACACAUAAUAGUCCAGAGUAUUUUAAAGAGCCCCAAAAUUUUGAUCCAAGUAGAUUUGAAGAGCCUGUUCAACCAUAUGCAUUUAUACCAUUUGGAGGAGGGCCAAGACUGUGUGCUGGGUACCAAUUGGCAAAGCUAAAUAUUCUUAUAUUUGUUCAUUAUGUUGUGACAAAAUAUAACUGGUCCUUGAUAUACCCUGAUGAACCAAUUGUUAUGGAUCCCCUUCCUUUCCCUUCCAAAGGGAUGCCCAUUAAAAUUUCUCCCAAGUUUUAAUGAAAAUAUACAACUUUGUUAUCACUUUACUCUUGGCCCUCUAGGCUGUUACACAGUAGUUACCAGUAAAAACUUACCUGCAUCCAGUAUUUAUACCAAUAAGUUUUUACCAUUAGUUUUCUAUCAAUCAAGUUGGUGGAGUUGUUUAUAUAUCAAUAGCUAGAACAAUGUUGGCACACUUUUGAGGACAUUCCCAAUUAACUAAGGGAAUGUUAUUAUCAUUAGCCCAGAGUCAUAGAACACAAUUCUAUAUGGCUUGCAACAUUUUGGAAAUAAAGUGGCAGUUACGUUUAAAUCAACCAAAAUAUUAUUACUUAGUUAACUUAAGAGAAUGAACUCGUUGACAAACAAUGUUUGUAUCAUAAUCUCUCCGAUUAGCUAUUCAGAUUGGCAUAAUACAUAGACACUUUAACUUAGCUUCAACUGUCAACUAAACGCUCCAACUUUGAAUAUACACACUUAGACACUUCGACUCGUCUCCAUUGUGUUAGUUGAACACUCCGAAGUUGGAGAGUUUAGUUGUCCGACACAUGAUGUG
Solanum dulcamara is the source of this 2034-nucleotide messenger RNA. RefSeq names its product taxadiene 5-alpha hydroxylase. The record is from RefSeq and is a predicted model, not a curated record. The transcript has 3 exons. Lineage: Eukaryota; Viridiplantae; Streptophyta; Magnoliopsida; Solanales; Solanaceae. Gene Ontology annotation, biological process: sterol metabolic process. Gene Ontology annotation, molecular function: iron ion binding; monooxygenase activity; heme binding. The coding region runs from base 27 to 1496 and encodes 489 amino acids.